This is a messenger RNA of Zasmidium cellare ATCC 36951, 831 nucleotides long. RefSeq lists its product as uncharacterized. Lineage: Eukaryota; Fungi; Ascomycota; Dothideomycetes; Mycosphaerellales; Mycosphaerellaceae. Bases 1 to 831 code for a protein of 276 amino acids. The transcript has a single exon. The record is from RefSeq and is a predicted model, not a curated record.
AUGGCGGCACUACUCGAAGACUUCGACAAACUCGGACCUAGCAUGCUACUAUACCGUCCGACAGCCUCGUCAACAGCCCAGAAGGACCCAAAGCACCCGUCUCUCAUCGUCUUCUGCACCUUCAUGGGCGCCUCGCUCAAAAUCGUCGCAAAAUACGCCGCUGGAUACCAGAAGCUCUUCCCCGACUCGUCGAUUCUCCUUAUCCUUUCAAACCUCAAGGAGAGCUUCACCCUCGACUCACUCGAGGCGCCCCGGACCAAGCUAGCCAGCGACACCAUCCUCGACAUCAAAGCCUCGAGCCCUGGUCCCAUCCUCCUGCACGCCAUGUCGAACGGCGGCACUACAGCUGCUGCCCGCAUAACUCAACACCUCCACGACACCGGCCACCCCAACUCCAUCUUCACGCACACCAUCGUGGACUGUGCUCCCAGCCACGCUCGCCUGAGGGGUGGUGUCGAGGCCAUGUCCAUGCAAUUCCCACUCAAAUCCCAAAUCGCCAAGUGGCUCGCCUUCUGGACUCUCUACAUCACCAUGGGCACCGCGAUGUUCCUCUGGUGCGAUCUCCUGCGGCAGGAGAGCAUGGUGCAUAGACUGCGUCGGCGGUGGAACGAUGUCGGUCUCUUCGAUCCGAAGGCACCAAGGCUCUACCUGUUCUCGAAGAAGGACGCGCUGAUCCCGUACGAGGAUGUGCAGGACCAUGCUGAGGAGGCGAGGACGAAGGGCUGGAGUGAGGUCAAGGAGGGGCUUUUCGAGAAGGCGCCGCAUUGUGGGUUGAUUCUGGAGGAUCCGGAGCGGUAUUGGGGUGCGAUCGGACGGCUUUUGUCGGCAUGA